CGGAGCGAGGAGGGGUGGAUGACCACGCGGCCCGCAGGGGCAGCGCGUGACGUAGGCCGGCCGUCUGCGCGAGCUGCCUCAGCGCACGGCUCGUUUAGCCGGGUCCUGCGUGGGAAAGAGAGCAGCUGGAGCGCGAGGGAAGUCGUGUCAGACGAAACGGGUCGCGAGCCGCAGAGCAGGCGUGCCGUCGGCGCAGGUGGAGCUCGAGGAGCCGAUGGCGGAGACCAUGCAAAAGUUUGACUUUGCAAUCGACCGCGGGGGAACCUUCACCGAUGUGUUCGCCCGUUGCCCAGAUGGACGGGAGAGGGUCCUCAAACUGCUCUCACAUGAUCCACAGAACUACAAGGACGCUCCUACCGAGGGCAUCCGUAGGGUCCUGGAAGAGGAGACUGGGCGGAGCUUUCCCAGGGAUCAGCCGCUGGACCCGUCCCUCAUAGGUUGGAUCAGGAUGGGCACCACGGUAGCGACCAAUGCGCUCCUGGAGCGGAAGGGUGAGAGAACUGCUCUUCUCAUCACACGGGGCUUCAAAGACCUGCUACACAUCGGCACCCAGGCUCGUCCAAGGCUCUUCGACUUGGAAGUGCGUGUGCCGGACGUUCUGUACGAAGAGGUCAUCGAAGUGGACGAGAGGGUGGUCCUGAAACAGGACGGUCGCCGGAUCCCUGGAAGGAACCCAGUGAAGGAGGUCACAGGUAGUACGGGUGAUGUCCUGGAGGUGUGGCGUGAGCCGGACCUGCAGCGGCUCGAGUGUGACCUGGAAGGGCUGCCGUCACGUGGGAUCACCAGCCUCGCCGUACUGCUGCUCCACUCCUACACGUGGUCUGACCAUGAGCAGGCGGUAGGUGCCUUGGCCCACAGGCUGGGCUUCUCCCAGGUAUCCCUGUCCAGCGAGGUGAUGCCCAUGGUAAGGGCUGUGCCUCGGGGGUACACCGUCUGCGCAGAUGCGUACCUCACACCCAAGAUCCAGCAGUACUUGAAAGGCUUCACAUCCGGCUUCAAGGGUGGGCUGAAGGAGGUGACUGUGUUGUUCAUGCAGUCGGAUGGCGGCCUCACACCCAUGGAUCGGUUCUGUGGGUCCAGGGCUGUGUUGUCUGGCCCAGCAGGGGGUGUGGUGGGCUAUGCCGUCACCUCCUACGACCAGACGGAGAAGAAGCCGAUCAUCGGGUUCGACAUGGGGGGUACCUCGACGGACGUGAGCCGCUACGCCGGGCAGUACGAGCACGUGUUCGAGGCUACGACCGCGGGCAUCACGCUGCAGGCACCACAGCUGGACAUCAACACGGUGGCCGCCGGAGGCGGCUCGCGCCUCUUCUUCAGGUCAGGGAUGUUCGUGGUGGGGCCGGAAUCUGCGAGUGCGCACCCAGGACCGGCCUGCUACAGGAAGGGGGGCCCUCUAACAGUCACCGAUGCCAACCUGGCUCUGGGGCGCCUGCUUCCCUCCUACUUCCCGAAGAUAUUUGGCCCCUGUGAGAACGAGCCACUUUCCAUAGAGGAGACGAUGAAGAGCUUCCGCCAGCUCACCCAGGAGAUCAACCACUUCCUGUCCACCGACCAAUCACAGAGCGGCGAAAGUGGAGGUUGUCAUGUAAACAGCAUUGCAACAAAGGAUGGGGGAUCGAAAAUGGCUGUGGAAGAAGUGGCCAUGGGCUUCAUCCGGGUGGCCAAUGAGGCCAUGUGUCGCCCCAUUAGAGCACUGACGCAGGCCAAGGGGCACGACACCUCCCAGCAUGUUCUGGCGUGUUUCGGCGGAGCUGGAGGGCAGCACGCGUGUGCCAUAGCACGGGCUCUCGGGAUGAAGUCAGUCUUUAUCCACAAGUACAGCGGCGUCCUGUCGGCCUACGGCUUGGCCUUGGCGGACGUGGUGGAGGAGGUCCAAGAGCCGUGUUCCCUUCGGUACGAGCCACGCUUCUUCGAGGAGUUGGACUGCCGGGUGGAGCGUCUCACCUCGCGUUGCCGGGAGGCCUUGAAGGCCCGCGGGUUUGCCAGUGCCCAGGUGAGCAUGGAGGUAUUUCUCCACCUGCGCUACGAGGGGACCGACUGCGCUCUCAUGGUGACGGCUGAGGGCCACCCUUCCGACGCUCGUUCCUGUCGCACCGGAGACUUCCGCACAGCCUUCACCCAACGGUACCUCAAAGAGUUUGGCUUCACCAUCCCCGAUCGGCCCAUCGCAGUGGAUGACAUCCGGGUCAGGGGCUCCGGGAAGUCGGGCAUAAAGUCUCUGACAAAAGUCAAGUCAAGUCAAGGGCCACCCAACCCUGUUGAGGUCACUCGUUGCUAUUUUGACAAUGGAUACCUGGACACCAGGGUGUACCUCUGGGAGGAGCUGACCUGUGAUCACAGCAUUGCGGGUCCAGCCAUCAUCAUUGACAAGAACAGCACUAUCCUGGUGGAGCCUUGCUGUGUGGCUCAGCUGACAACAGGGGGCGACCUACGCAUCGCCGUGGGCUCGGAUCACGUCGUCAUGCUGGGCACUGAGCUCAAUGCCGUGCAGCUCUCGAUUUUCUCACACCGCUUUAUGAGUAUUGCCGAGCAGAUGGGUCGGGUUCUACAGCGCACCUCCAUCUCCACCAACAUCAAGGAGAGGCUGGACUUCUCCUGCGCAGUGUUUGGGCCCGACGGCGGCCUGGUGUCCAACGCUCCACACAUUCCAGUACACCUGGGAGCUAUGCAGGAGACUGUGCAGUACCAGGUAUGGCCUUCAAAUCCAAAGAUCCGUGCUUUGGGGGACGACCUGAAGGAGGGUGAUGUGAUCCUCAGUAACCACCCCUGUGCUGGGGGAAGCCACCUUCCCGACCUCACAGUGAUCACCCCAGUGUUCAGGAAGGGUUCGACUGGACCCGUGUUUUUUGUAGCUAGCAGGGGGCACCAUGCCGACAUCGGCGGUAUCACCCCAGGCUCCAUGCCCCCACAUUCCACCUCCCUACAGCAGGAGGGCGCUGUCUUCACCUCCUUCAAACUGGUCACCGCUGGAACGUUUCAGGAGGAAGCCGUAACCGCCGCUCUUAUGGCGCCAGUCCAAUACCCAGGAUGCUCUGGGACUAGAAAUCUCCACGACAACCUGUCGGACCUGCGGGCUCAGGUGGCAGCCAAUCAGAGAGGGAGUCGGCUGGUGCUGGAAUUGAUUGACAGCUACGGGCUGGAAGUCGUGCAGGCGUACAUGGGGUAUAUUCAGAGCAACGCAGAGAUGGCUGUACGGGACAUGCUGAAAGAAUUUGCCCGUCGCCAACGGCAACUGACGGGACUCCUGGAGGUGGAGGCCGAGGAUCAUAUGGACGACGGCACACCAAUCAGACUUCGUGUUCAAAUCAACGAGGCAGAGGGCAGCGCCGUGUUCGAUUUUACAGGCACCGGCACAGAAGUUUGGGGAAACUGCAACGCCCCUCGUGCCAUCACCUUCUCCGCCCUCAUCUACUGCCUCCGCUGCAUGGUGGGCCAGGACAUCCCCCUGAACCAGGGUUGCCUCGCCCCCAUCAGCGUCGUGAUUCCUGCCGGCUCCAUCCUCCAGCCUUCCCGGGACGCCGCGGUUGUCGGCGGCAACGUGCUAACCUCGCAGAGGGUGGUCGAUGUCAUCUUCCGCGCUUUCGAGGCGUGCGCUGCCUCGCAGGGUUGCAUGAAUAACGUGUCGUUCGGCAGCGACAGGAGCGGCUACUAUGAGACGGUUGCCGGGGGAGCCGGGGCGGGGGAGGGCUGGCACGGCCGAAGUGGCGUCCACAGUCAUAUGACGAACACGCGAAUCACUGACCCAGAGAUCCUGGAGAAGAGAUACCCCGUUAUCCUGGAGUGCUUCUCGCUGCGGCCUGGUUCUGGGGGCAGGGGCCGGUACCGCGGAGGCGAUGGGGUUGUGCGGAAGCUUCUCUUCCGGGACAACGUGGUCCUGUCUGUGCUCACGGAGCGUCGUUCCACGCGACCUUAUGGCCUGCACGGUGGGGAGGCUGGAGCUUCGGGUUUGAACCUGCUCCACAAGGUUGAUGGGAGGGUCCUCAACCUGGGGGCCAAGACCACCGUGAGCCUGGAGCCCGGGGAUGUAUUCUGCCUGUACACCCCCGGCGGAGGGGGUUAUGGGAAAGAGGACAGCAAUGAAAAACCCCCUGCCAAGCGCCAGCGUGUCACAGAAUCCUUCCCGGAGAGAGGGAGUGUGUUUGAGUACCGUCAGGCCCAGGAGAGUGUGUGAGUGCGCAUGAGUGUGUGUGUCUUCCUCGGCUCCUCUUGGCAUGGGACUCGUUCGACUUCUGGAAAGGAACUGAUGUGGUUAGCGAAGUAGACGGGUCACGCGUAUACCAUACGUGUGGCCAGGAAAGACCUCUGAGCGAGAGGAUCCUAAAGCAGCUCCUGCACACUGAUGUCACUCUCAUAGCUGUAGAGUAGUGGGACAUCAGCGUAACAUCAGUGUAACCUUGUUACUUUGUUUAAUAAAUCGAGCAAACAAUGUAAAUUUUGAAAAUCUUUAUUUGGUUUUUAUA
Molecule: messenger RNA, 4460 nt
Organism: Scleropages formosus (Asian bonytongue)
Lineage: Eukaryota; Metazoa; Chordata; Actinopteri; Osteoglossiformes; Osteoglossidae
Gene: oplah
Product: 5-oxoprolinase, ATP-hydrolysing
Exons: 27
Coding region: 215-4171 (1318 amino acids)
Biological process (GO): glutathione metabolic process
Cellular component (GO): cytosol
Molecular function (GO): 5-oxoprolinase (ATP-hydrolyzing) activity
Source: RefSeq, a predicted model, not a curated record